Molecule: messenger RNA, 3075 nt
Organism: Anas platyrhynchos (mallard)
Lineage: Eukaryota; Metazoa; Chordata; Aves; Anseriformes; Anatidae
Gene: AMDHD2
Product: amidohydrolase domain containing 2
Biological process (GO): N-acetylglucosamine catabolic process
Molecular function (GO): N-acetylglucosamine-6-phosphate deacetylase activity
Source: RefSeq, a predicted model, not a curated record
CUGCCCGGGCGCUCCGUGGCGGCCCCGCGCCCUCCCGGCGCCAUGCGGGCCUGCGGGGCCGGGCCGGGCUGAGCGCGGCCACACGGGAGGGAGCGGCGGCUCCGGGCACCGGGCACGGGGCCGAGCCCCGGGGCGGGCCGUGAGGAGGCCGGGGCAGCCCCGUCCCGCCCCGUCCCGGCUCCCCGCUCCCCCCCCCCCGCUGCCCCGGUUCCAGGCCGGUUGCCCCGUCCCGACGAUGCCGUCCAACAAAUCCGUGUCGGACGCGCCCAUCGCGCAGUUCACCAACUGCCGCAUCCUGCGGGACCGCCGGCUGCAGCGGGAGGACCUGUGGGUGCGGGAGGGGAAGAUCCUCAACCCGGAGAAGCUCUUCUUCGACGAGAAGGGCUCGGCCGACGUCCAGCUGGACUGCAAGGGCAGCAUCAUCGCCCCCGGCUUCAUCGACGUGCAGAUCAACGGAGGCUUUGGAGUGGACUUCUCCCUGGCUACAGAUGACUUCAAAUCAGGGAUUGACCUGGUCAGUCAGAAAAUACUCUCCCAUGGAGUGACCUCCUUCUGUCCCACUUUGGUGACUUCUCCUCCAUCUGUGUACCACCAGGUUCUCCCUCAGAUCAAUGUAAGAAACGGUGGAGCCCAUGGAGCAGGUAUCCUGGGGGCCCACCUGGAAGGACCGUUCAUCAGCAAGGAGAAGAAGGGGGCACACCCAGAGCACUGCAUCCGCACCUUCGAGGCAGGUGCCUUCCAGGACCUGCUGGCCACCUACGGGUCCCUGGACUGUGUCCGGAUCGUCACCCUGGCCCCGGAGAUCAAGAGGAGCAGCGAGGUGAUCCGCGAGCUCACCAAGCGGGGCAUCUGCGUCUCACUCGGUCACUCGGUGGCAAAUCUUUCGCAGGCUGAGGAGGCCGUGCAGCACGGUGCUACCUUCAUCACGCACCUCUUCAAUGCCAUGUUGCCGUUCCACCAUCGUGACCCUGGCAUCGUGGGUCUGCUGACGAGUGACAAGAUUCCUGCUGGCCGGAGGGUCUUCUAUGGCAUGAUCUCUGACGGCAUCCACACCAACCCUGCUGCCCUGCGCAUCGCCCACCGAGCCCACCCCUCGGGCCUGGUGCUGGUGACGGAUGCUAUCGCUGGCAUGGGGCUGGCACCAGGUCGGCACACCCUGGGCCAGCAGGUGGUGGAGAUCGAUGGGCUGAACACCUACAUUGCAGGCACGAAGACCCUGAGCGGUAGCGUAGCGACCAUGGACGCGUGUGUGCGACACUUCCUAGAAGCCACAGGGUGCUCAGUAGAGACUGCACUGGAGGCGGCAUCUCUGCAUCCCGCCCAGCUCCUGGGGAUUGAGCACAAAAAGGGGACCCUGGAUUACGACUCUGAUGCAGAUUUCCUGAUGCUGAAUGACAGCCUGUAUGUGCAAGCCACGUACAUUGCAGGCGAGGAAGUCUGGAGACAGGAUGCGUUAGGCAUGUGAUGCUGGGCUGUCCUGGUGCCCUCCCGAGGCUCCCUGGCACUGUGAUUAGCAGCUUUGGUAACCCCUCCCUCCCCCCCCACUUCUCUUUUUUUUUUUUUUCCUUCCUUCCUUCCUGCAACUCCCCUAAAGGAGCCUCAUACCAAAGAGCUGUGUUUUCCAGCACAACCACUGCUUCCAGAGUUACAGCCAUGCCUGCAACAAAUUUGUUGGUGCUCAGCUGGUGGAGUGGGGAGAGCAGGCAGGUCUGUGCCAGGAGGGAUUGUUGGUCCCUGGAGUGACCUGAAGGACUGCACAGCUGUCCUGUGUGGAGUCCCCAGACAGAGGUGCUCCUAUCGCUGUCUUACAGUGGUGUGAAGCUGUCCCAGCCUUUGCACUGUUUUAUACAGCACACACUAACCUGCCUGUGCCCCAGGCAGGCUCAAGCCAUGUUCAUGCCUCUCCAUGCCGUUUGCCUUGCUCCUGGGCAGCUGUAGCUGGCUGGCUGGCAGUGCCUGACCAGCUGAGCUCACAGCUCUUCAUGUCAGAAGGUUGCUGUUGCCUCAGCAGAAGCUGAGGACCACAUUCUGAUCCACUGGCACUGAUCCUGCGUUGUGCAUCUUCUGGAGCAAGGCUGCCGCAGCUCGCUGACUGGUGCUGUUGUAGGGCUGUCCCUCAGUGUGGGCUGAAUCCUCAGGGCAGAGAUCAAACCCAGGAAAACGAGGCAUUGCUGGUCCUUUGUGCCUUUUCCCUGCAUGGGCAUUGAGUCCGCAGCAUGUGGUUUCGGCUGGAGCCAUGGACAACAUCCUGCCCUGGAAAACAACGUUCCUUCCAACCCUGUGUGCUGGCUGGGUCCUGCAGGGUCUGCACCCAGCCGUGCCUAACAGAUCCCAGGCAUCAUCCGAGGGGCUGAUGCGUUCCUCAGGCCGCAGGGAGGACACUGCUGCUUCAGGUGAUGCAUCCAGGCUCUUAGUGAGGGGCUUGCACGCCCUCAGUCCGGCCUGGGGUCUGAGGGAGAUGAUCCUAUGGCUCAGAAGGGAAGAAAAUUGCAGAGUGUUUCUGGCAUUUCAAGACAGUUGCUGAUAGCUCAUAAUUCCUGUGCUCGUUAUUAUCUUCUUCAGUACUUGACUGUCAGUUCUUUUCCUGACACUUGGACGCUUCUGUGCCAAGACUGAUGCUGUUUUCAAGCCUUGUGACCGGUCUUAGCCCCUGCCGGGCCUCCAACCACCAAACAAAUGUUUUUUUUUUUGUAGUGAGGGGAUGCUGAGACAGGGGCGAAGCCUCAGCGAGCACGGAGGUUGUGAGGCAAGCCAGAAGCCUGGGGAGGGCUGAUGGAAGCCUGCGGAUUUUUCCAGUACUUUUUAUAACCUUUAGAAGUGGGAAGCGCUUUGGGGGCAGCUUUGGGCUUUGCAGGGAUGUCUGGCAGCCUGGGGGGAUUUCUAACAGCAGCUGCCGGUGGCGGCAGCACCCAAACCCCCUGAAGCAGGGAGCUGUGGGGCACCCGCGGUGUGCUUUGUGCGGGGGGCUCCCGUCUGCUGCGGGGAGAAUUCCGGGGGGACGAGAUGCAACCAGGUGUGUAAGGCUUGUGGUGAUUUUUUUUUUUUACACAACUCAAUAAAAGGAAACCUAAAGCA